Molecule: messenger RNA, 1623 nt
Organism: Aspergillus melleus
Lineage: Eukaryota; Fungi; Ascomycota; Eurotiomycetes; Eurotiales; Aspergillaceae
Product: tRNA-specific adenosine deaminase
Exons: 3
Coding region: 1-1623 (540 amino acids)
Biological process (GO): tRNA wobble adenosine to inosine editing
Molecular function (GO): RNA binding; tRNA-specific adenosine-37 deaminase activity
Source: RefSeq, a predicted model, not a curated record
AUGGAGAAAUCAGAUCUGGGCUUACCAUUGCAGUCUCGUAUAGCGUCCCUGGUUCAUGCCCAUUUCGAUGGCUUGCCUAGUCGCAGUAAGCCGACGGUGCGGCCUGAUGGGACGAAGGAGUGGAUUCCCAUGUCCGGAAUCGUGAUAGUGAAAGGCGAGAAUACAUCCUCGGAAAAGCUGACCUGCGUGGCUGUCACUUCCGGAGCAAAAUGUCUUUCUGCAUCCCAAGUUCCCAAUGGCAAAGGCCUCGUGCUGCAUGACUGGCACGCGGAGAUUCUUGCCCUGCGGGCAUUCAACUACUGGCUCCUCUGCGAGUGUCGCAGCGUUCUAGCAAAUGAACGACAUCAAGGUCACUCAGAUGAGAUCACGGGACCAUCAACCUCAUCAACAACAUCCCCUUACCUCCGUCGCCGACAGCAGAACCCACCUGAACAACUCUCAUCCCCGCAACCCCCAUUUGAACUGCACCCCGACAUCACAAUUUACAUGUAUUGCACCUGUGCUCCCUGCGGCGACGCCAGCAUGGAGCUCUGCAUGGCUGCACAAGACGACCCAACGCCAUGGGAGAUCAACAAUCCUUCAAACAAGGACCUCAAUCCCGCCUCCGACUCCAACGACGACACCCAAGAGCAAGAGCAAGAGCCCACGCUCCUAGACGGACGAGCCCAUUUCUCCCGUCUAGGCAUCGUCCGUCGCAAACCCGCGCGCGCCGACGCCGACGCCACCCUGAGCAAAUCCUGUUCAGACAAGCUAGCUCUCAGACAGAUCUCGUCGCUGCUAUCCUUCGAGACGAGCCUGCUUGUUGCGCCGACAGAGUCGGCGUACCUGGCCGGUGUGAUUCUCCCCGAAAAGGAAAUCAGCCAUGUUGGGUGUCAGCGGGCGUUCAGUGACCAGGGUCGAUUGAAGGAUUUAACGGGCCGAUUUUGGCCUCUUGAUGGUGGUGGUGAGGGUGAUGAGGAACCUAAUCCGGAGAGAUCUGGAUACCGAUUUCGACCGUUUCAAGUCCUCUCGAUACCGGAUGAGCAGUACGAUUCGCUCUGGGAGUUUGGGAAGACUCAGGCCCGCCCCAUCUCAUCUGACGAGGUCGAGGUGGAAGUGCAAGAGAAGCGCAAGCCCGGGAUCAUCUCGGCAAUUUGGACGACAGCACCGUCAGCUCCGAUUCCCAGUCCAGGAGCGCCAGCAGCUGUAGACGCCAGUGUGAAAUCGCUGCCCGUCCUUCGAGGAUCCAAGACGGGUCUGUACGAGAAUAUCAUCAACGGAGUGAAGCAGGGGAAUAAGGCCUCUGCGCCUCUAGCUCGUGGAGCGUCGGCACUGUCCCGUGCAAAGCUAUGGGGAGUUUGGAGAGAGAUUGUCCGGGUUUCUUAUCCGGAACCUGCUAAUGAAGAAGUCAAUGCGAGCGAGCAAAAGGGGAAGCUAGAGGAGCUACUUGUCCCGACGGGGAUUGUCGAGGCCGCUACGUAUCGAGAGUUCAAGAAGACUCCCGCUGCAGAGACGGUGGCCAUCAUGGCGCGAAGAUCGGCGAUACAGGAGGCGAAGAGAGUCCUCGGGGGUUGGAUAUCCAAUGUAGAUGAUGCAGGCUGGGGAUUGGAUGUUUUGGUUGAUCCAAAGAAGCGAAAACGAUGA